AUGUCCCCCCGAAACUCUCAGGACCCCGAAGGGGACCUCAACAAAGGCCAUAUUGACAACAUUGAGAGCGUUCAAGAGGUUACAGAUUUCACCAAGCCAAACCCUCGCAAUGUAGCACCCCCAUAUGUGGCAAGCCUUUCUCCAGAGGAGCGUGCAAUGGCAGAGAAGGCUCUCGUCCGCAAGAUUGACAUCCGACUUCUUCCCAUGAUCAUCAUCAUGUACAUUCUCAACUAUCUGGACCGGAACAACAUUGCUGCUGCUCGACUGGCUGGGCUGGAAACGGACCUGAAAUUAGAAGUUCCCUCCAACUUGAUGCUGAACAAGUUCGGAAAGCCGGCUAUCUACCUUCCCUGUGCUAUGAUGCUUUGGGGCGUUAUUUCUACUUGCACAACUGCUGCCCAAAGCUAUGCUAGCCUUGUUGUCAUUCGAUUCUUUCUUGGUUUUGUUGAGGCUGCCUACUUUCCUGGGUGCCUUUACUUCCUGAGUGCCUGGUACACUAGAAAGGAGCUUGGAUUCCGCACUGCUGCCCUUUACUCGGGAUCUUUAAUCUCGGGAGCCUUUUCUGGCUUGAUCGCUGCAGGUAUUACUGGUAACAUGGACCACAAGGGGGGCCUCCGAGCUUGGCGCUGGUUGUUCAUUAUUGAGGGCGCUAUCACUAUUGUUGUUGCCGUCGGUGCUAUCUUCAUCCUGCCCAACUUCCCUCGUACCACUGGAUGGCUCUCGGAGGAGGAGAAAGAGCUGGCGGUUUGGCGUCUGGAGGAGGAUAUCGGUGAAGAUGACUGGGUUGAUAGCGAACAGCAGUCCUUCAUGCACGGCGCACAGCUUGCCUUCACUGAUAUCAAGACCUGGGUUCUGAUGCUCCUCAUUCUAUGCAUUGUUUCUUCUGCGUCCGUAACGAACUUCUUCCCGACCGUCGUGGAAACCCUGAACUACGGAAACAUCGAGACCCUCCUCCUCACUGCUCCUCCCUACGUGUUGGCAGUCAUCUGUGCCUUUGCUAAUGCCUGGCACGCUGACCGUACCGGGGAGCGGUACUUCCACAUUACCCUUCCUUUAUAUAUUUCCGUGGCCGCUUUCAUCAUCGCGGCUACCACGACUAGCACCGCUCCGCGCUACGUCUCGAUGAUGCUGAUGGUCCCGUCCUUGUACACUAGUUAUGUCGUUGCUCUGGGCUGGAUUUCGAACACUCUGCCUCGUCCUGCAUCUAAACGUGCUGCUGCUUUGGCAGGCAUCAACUGCGUCAGUAACGCUAGCAGUAUUUAUGCUAGUUACAUGUAUCCUAACAGCGAUGCCCCACGAUUUGUUACGGCCAUGUCUGUGAACUGCGUCACUGCAUUCGUGGCUAUUAUAUCCGCCACUGUCCUCCGCAUCAUGCUCGUCCGCCUCAACAAGAAGCUCGACUGUAGCGAGGGAAUCGCUGCUGGGGUGCCAGGCGAGGCCUCGCGUGGUUUCCGGUUCUUGGUCUAAUUUUUUUUUUUUUCUUUUCCUACAACCUUACGGCGUCAUUCAUUUAGUUAAGUUCGAUUCUACUGAUCAGCAUAGACAUGUAAUGAGUAUAUGAUUCACUGCACCAGGGUAUGGGCGUCGUAAUGGAUCUUGUGGAGAUUAAGCUAUAUGACACAACUCCAAAUAAACAGACAGUCCAUCAAAAUUGCAAGGCUGGUCCUGGCUGACGAGCUGUUUUUCUUCUUGACGUUUCUCGUUACUACUUGAGCACCAGCUAUAGCAAGAGCCAUCAAGUCCUUGAAACAGGGGACCAGAAGUGUGGGUGCAAACUCGUAACCUUUCGACUUCCAUUUGCCCCAAGGGGGGCGAGCGAUUCCCAGCAGCAACAGUAGUAGUAGCAUGGAAAAGGAAAAAGCCAUGCAUGAUGAUGCCCUAGAAAGGGAUUUCCCCUUUUUCUAUCAAACCCC
Messenger RNA from Aspergillus ochraceoroseus IBT 24754, 1913 nucleotides. RefSeq names its product putative MFS transporter. Gene Ontology annotation, molecular function: transmembrane transporter activity. The record is from RefSeq and is a predicted model, not a curated record. The coding region runs from base 1 to 1467 and encodes 488 amino acids. NCBI's taxonomy places the organism in Eukaryota, Fungi, Ascomycota, Eurotiomycetes, Eurotiales, Aspergillaceae. The transcript has 7 exons. Gene Ontology annotation, biological process: transmembrane transport. Gene Ontology annotation, cellular component: membrane.